Oryza brachyantha (malo sina) is the source of this 1830-nucleotide messenger RNA. RefSeq names its product seed biotin-containing protein SBP65-like. The coding region runs from base 1 to 1830 and encodes 609 amino acids. The record is from RefSeq and is a predicted model, not a curated record. Lineage: Eukaryota; Viridiplantae; Streptophyta; Magnoliopsida; Poales; Poaceae. The transcript has 2 exons.
AUGGCGUCGCAGCAGCAGCAGCAGCAGCCGAGGAAGGGGGUGGGGAAGCAGGAGGAAGGGCGGGGCUGCGGAGAGCGGCGGGCGGCGGGGCUGGAGGAGAUCGGCAAGUACCGCGCCCAGGCGCAGCAGAACUCGGCGGACGCCAUCCGCGCCGCCGAGGAGCGCUACGCCAAGGCUAACCAGGAUCGCGCCGGCGCGGUCACCGUUGUGUCGUGCGUCGAGGGCAAGAAGAAGCAGCCGCCUCCGCCGCACGGGAAGAAGCACGAGGAGGAGGAGGGCCACGGCGGCGGCCGUGGGACCGGCCAGGAGGAGGUGACCGGCAAGCACCGCGACGAGGGGCGGCAGCAGAGCGAGUCAAAGAACAGCAGCGCUGCCCGGGAGAAGAGUGCCGGCGCUGCGCACGGCGCCAAGGGAGCGGCUGCCCACGCGCCGGCGGGCUCGUAUCAAGAAGCGAAGGCGUCGGCGACGAGGCAUCAGGGGGGCGAAGGCGACCACGGACAAGCGGCGAGUCAUGAGGAGACCGGCAGGCAACGUGGAGGAGAUCAUGACGAGAUGCCCGGCGAGGGCAAGCAGGCCGGCGCGGCCGCGGCGGACUACGCCAAACAUGCCGCGGCGAAGGCGAAGGACGUCACGCUCAGCACCGGCGGGACGGCGGCGGAGUACGCCAAGACGGCCGCGGGGAAGACCAAGGACGUCACGCUGAGCUCCGGCCAGACGGCCGGCGAGUACGCGAAGCAGGCGGCGGUGAAGGGCAAGGACGUCACGGUCAGCACCGGCGCGACCGCCGCGGACUACGCCAAACAGGCCGCGGCGAAGGCGAAGGACGUCGCGCACAGCACCGGCGAGACGGCGGCGGAGUGCGCCAAGACGGCCGCGGGGAAGACCAAGGACGUCACGCUGAGCUCCGGCCAGACGGCCGGCGAGUACGCGAAGCAGGCGGCGGUGAAGGGCAAGGACGUCACGGUCAGCACCGGCGGGACGGCAGCCGAGUACACCAAGACAGCCACCGAGAAGGCGAAGGACGUCGCGCUGAGCACCGGCGAGACGGCGGCGGAGUACGCCAAGACGGCCGCGGAGAAGGCCAAGGACACCGCGGUGGCCGCCGGCAAGACUACGGCCGGGUACACGCAGCAGGCGGCCGUGAAGGCCAAGGACGUGACGCUCUCCACCGGCGCGACCGUGGCGCAGAAGGCGAAGGAGGUGACCGCCGACACGGCGCACAAGGUGGCGGAGUACGCGAGGGAGAAGGCGGAGCAAGGGAAAGCCGCGGCCACCGUGGCUGAGGAGAAGGCCAAGGAGGCGACCGCACGCGCCGCCGACAGCGCGGAGGAGCCGGGCUCCAACACGGCAGAGAAGACGAAGCGGUCCGGCGCGGAGACGGCGGACAAGGCGAAGCGCUCAGGCGAAGAGACGGCGGACAAGGCCCGCGACAUGGCAGCACAAACCAAGGACACGGCCAAGGACACCACCGGAGGCAUGGCGCACAAGGUCGGGGCCAUGGCGGCGCAGACCAAGGACACCGUGAAAGACGCAGCGGGAGCCAUGGCGCAGAAGACGAAGGACACGAUCGGCCAGGCAGGGCACAAAGCAGGGGAAGCAAAGAACAGAGCAUCAGACGCCGCCGGCGGCCGCGGCGGCGUGACGGCGAAGGCGAAGGAGACGGCCGCCGGCGCCGGCGCCGGCGAAGGCGGCGGCACGACGAUGGUGGGCGACGUCCUGGAGGCGGUGGGCGCGACGGUGUACGGGAUAGCCCAGCACACGAAGGGGAUCGUCGCCGGCGAGGAGGAGCUCGUCCCCGUCGCCAAGGAAGACAAGGGCAAGCUCGAGUGA